GAUUGGCUUAUAGGUUCCUGGUGACAAUAUCUCGAUGAAGAAAGGUCUGGUUUCCAUACUUUCCACCAGAGAUCAAAGUACCAAACAUUUUGUUAAACGAACGCUGCAUUUCGAACACGACGGAAAAACCAAGUCGGAGUUCAGAAUACCACACUAUGAACAUCCGGACUGGGAUAGAAGUCACAAUACUCCGAGGUCGGCAGAACACUUUGUUGCCUUCAUCAAAGAGGUUGAAGACGCAUCCGAAUCAUCUCACAUGAACGGACCGAUACUGGUGCAUUGCAUGAACGGUGCUGGAAAGAGCGGCCUUUUAUGUGUUGUCUUGACAUUACUUGAAACACUGAGUGAAGAUAAUGAAGUCAGUGUGGUUAAUGCGGUGAGGAAAGUCAGGGCUAGACGACCGCUUUCCAUUCCAAAUAAGGAACAGUUUUACUUUUGCUACGAGUGUGUUAUUCAAUCCUUGAAUGCAACAGAUAACGAUGUGUAUUACAACACAAGUCGGGAAUGA
Molecule: messenger RNA, 508 nt
Organism: Mya arenaria
Lineage: Eukaryota; Metazoa; Mollusca; Bivalvia; Myida; Myidae
Product: tyrosine-protein phosphatase non-receptor type 20-like
Exons: 4
Coding region: 35-508 (157 amino acids)
Biological process (GO): protein dephosphorylation
Molecular function (GO): protein tyrosine phosphatase activity
Source: RefSeq, a predicted model, not a curated record